Armigeres subalbatus is the source of this 1988-nucleotide messenger RNA. RefSeq names its product peptidoglycan-recognition protein LA (gene PGRP-LA). Gene Ontology annotation, molecular function: N-acetylmuramoyl-L-alanine amidase activity; zinc ion binding. The record is from RefSeq and is a predicted model, not a curated record. The coding region runs from base 524 to 1486 and encodes 320 amino acids. The transcript is spliced from 5 exons. Lineage: Eukaryota; Metazoa; Arthropoda; Insecta; Diptera; Culicidae. Gene Ontology annotation, biological process: peptidoglycan catabolic process.
GAAACACGAAAGAGGUGGACAGUCUACGCGAUGUGAUACACGCAGAAACGACGCCUCCAUAACCGUCACUGCGCAAAAGCGCGAGAGUAGUGUUUAUCAACGCGCUUAUGUACUGGAUUAACUAAACAAACAGUCAGCGGACCAUUACUAGCUCGUAGACCGUCGAUCAGAAUGGUCCGAAAUUGUGACCGAAAAGAGACAUCUUUUCAAACUUGACAACAUUUGCAAACAGCUGACGAACACGUGAAUGGAACUACGCGGGUGAUUAGUCGCGACAAGUGUAGCACCACGAGUGAGUGAACUAACCGUUGUUCGAAGCACAUUGGCUAUCGUACUGCUAAUUGAAUUAAAGCAUCACACUAUGCAAGCCAUUCCACCGUAUAAGACUGCUGCUAAUCUCCUAAUCCACUAGUGCAGUGAAAUCCGCGGCACACAGUUAAAGCAAUGGUGACAUAGUUUGUCCAGGGAAGAGUGAUCGUUCAAUAAGAAAAUACCCUGUGAUUAGGCGGUGAUACAGUGAAUCAUGAAACUACUUCUGAAAAUACACAACAAGGAGCGGAAUCAUCCCAAUCCGCAACGCAAACGUAAAUACUACCGUCGAGUAUCCAAGUCAUCAGCCGGCAAGAAUUCAUCAACAUGUGCAGAAGCCGGCUGCACAGCUAGAUCCGGUCGAAACAAUCAAGGAAGAGGUUUACCAUCACCAGAGCAAACAUCAGUAUUGAGACAGGAACGAUACUUCCUAUAUGCAGCGCUCAUUAUAUUUACAAUAGUUGCCUUCUCUACAGCAUUAUAUUUUAUCAUUAAACAUACUCAAAACAUCACCAAUCCUAGUCAACCGGAGAUCCUCUUCGGAAACGAUUAUAUAUCGGGAACAAUUCCCAAUCUCGGAAACGGCCAUCUAGUCAUCGACCGUCAAAAUUGGGGUGCCCAGGCCGAUACUCGCGGUCCAUACCCUUUAAAACACCCAACACCCUACGUUUUGAUUACCCACAUAGGAGUCCAGUCAACACCUUGCUUGGAUAUGUACAGAUGCUCAAUCAAAAUGCGAACAAUCCAAGAUGCGGCCGUAGCCGAGCUGAGCUUACCAGACAUCCCCAAUAACUUCUACCUUGGCGGUGAUGGAUUCAUCUAUGUUGGUCGAGGUUGGGACAUAGCGAACGCCUACGCAAACCACACAUUGUCGGUGUGCUUCAUGGGAGACUACGUUCGGUACGAGCCGAAUGAUAAACAGUUCUCUGCCCUUGACCAUCUGCUAGCCCACGGAGUAGCAAAGGAUUUUCUGACCAAGGACUAUCAACUCGUUGCCCAUAAUCAGACCCGAACCACCAGAAGCCCAGGCCCGUACAUCUACGAACGGAUAUCGAAAAUGCCCCGAUGGUCUCCUUGUGGGUCUCCGGGUCACAGCGCAUGCGGUGCCGAAAUUGGACUGCCACUCAUUUGGGCCCAGGAUUAUCCGAAGAAGAACGUCACCAAACCCGUGAAUUAGGCAAACGUGUGAAUGGAGUAUCAAUUGGUGCUAAAUACAUACAUACAUCAUUUUGACGCGUGUAAUUUUGCUUGAAUGCAGUGCAGUGGUAGAAAAAGCAAACACUCGUUCGUAAGCAGCAAAACCUGGCAAAAUUAUUAUAGAAACGGCAAACGGAAACAGACACUCAAGAUCGUUUGUUUGAAGAGUGGGGUGCGUUAGGCGCGAUAAGCAUUGGCCGGGUAAAUCAUGUGAACCUAAUUCGGAAUCUCCGUCAGAUGAUCUAGAUAUGAUUGAGUGUAAAAUUCUUUAUGAUAGGAAAUGUGACUAUGAGGUAACUUGCAAACAUUGUAAAUUAAUAUGCUCAUAUGAAUGCAACAUAUUGUAUGCAAAUCGAUGUAUUGUUAAUUAGAUAGUUAAGCUUGGUAUUUACGCAUGUUGACUUCGUAGUGAUAUGCUCAAAUUAAUGUACAGGUUGGAAAUCACGUUCAUAAUAAUUAAUAAUAAAUGGAAACUUUAAAAC